This is a messenger RNA of Mucor velutinosus, 1506 nucleotides long. RefSeq lists its product as uncharacterized. The record is from RefSeq and is a predicted model, not a curated record. The transcript is spliced from 4 exons. Lineage: Eukaryota; Fungi; Mucoromycota; Mucoromycetes; Mucorales; Mucoraceae. Gene Ontology annotation, molecular function: pyridoxal phosphate binding. Gene Ontology annotation, cellular component: mitochondrion. Gene Ontology annotation, biological process: GABA catabolic process. Bases 1 to 1506 code for a protein of 501 amino acids.
AUGAUUCCCGCCAUCUUACGUAAAAAUGCCAUGCUGCCUCGCUGGUCGUCUGCAUUGACAACAACACAACGCGCUCGCUACUUGGCAAGUGUCGCUUCUCCCAUCAAAGAAGCUGCCACUUCAGCCUUUUUUCCAGACGAGCCAGCCAAACCCAAUGUUGUUACUGCUAUUCCAGGCCCUGCAUCAAAGGAGAUCAUGUCAAGAUUAGAUAGAUAUCAAGAUACCAGAUCCAUCUUUUUCGUGGCAGACUUUGCUAAAUCCAAGGGAAACUACAUUGUGGAUGCAGACGGAAACACAUUGCUGGAUGUCUUUGCUCAAAUUGCGUCUAUUCCUGUUGGUUACAACAAUCCUGCCUUUUUGGCUCUUUCUCAGCAGCCUGCUUUUCAAACUGCAUUAGCCAACAGAGCUGCUCUUGGUGUCAACCCCAAUGUGGACUGGGUGGAUUCAGUUGAAAAGGCAUUCAUGGCAGUGGCACCCAAAGGCAUGACCAACGUGUUCACUGUCAUGUGUGGAUCCUGCGCAAAUGAAAAUGCCUUCAAAACGGCCUUCAUGUACAAGGCAGCCAAGAGACGUGGUGAUCGUGAUUUCAACCUGGAGGAGCUCAACUCAUGCAUGAAGAACGAAGCACCUGGAUCUCCUGACGACAUGUCCAUCUUGAGCUUCAAUCAAGCAUUCCACGGUCGCUUGUUUGGUUCCUUGACAGCUACUGCCAGUAAAGCCAUCCACAAAGUCGACAUUCCUGCAUUCGAUUGGCCCAAGGCACCUUUCCCUCAGCUCAAGUAUCCUUUGCAAGAUCACAAGGAGCACAACAGAAAAGUGGAGCAACAGGCAUUGGAUCAAGUUGAGUACAUGAUUACCACAGCAAAGAAACCUGUCGCUGGCCUUGUUGUUGAGCCCAUUCAAUCAGAAGGCGGUGAUAACCAUGCUUCCCCUGAAUUCUUUAGAGGCUUACAAGCCAUCUGUCAAAAGAAUGAUGUUUUGUUCAUUGUAGAUGAAGUUCAAACAGGCGUUGGUGCAACCGGAACAUUCUGGGCUCAUGAAGCAUGGCAAUUACCUACACCACCUGAUAUGGUUACAUUUUCUAAAAAAUUUCAAGCAGCCGGAUUCUACCUGAGCCCUCGUCUCCGUCCCACACAAGCCUAUCGCUUGUACAAUACAUGGAUGGGUGACCCUGUUCGUGCCAUGCAAGCAGCUGCCAUCGUACAAGAGAUCAAGGACAAGCAAUUGCUGGAAAAUGUACAAGAUGUAGGUAGUUAUUUGCAAGACAAUCUGGCCAAGAUGACCGAGUCUGCCCCUAUCAAGAACAUCCGUGGCCAGGGCGCCUUCAUUGCAUUUGAUCUACCUGAUGCCAAACAGAGAGACGCCUUCUUGGUAGACAUGCGUCAACGCGGUGUCAACAUUGGCGGUUGUGGAGACCGUACUGUGCGUCUUCGUCCCAUGUUGACUUUCCAACGCCAACAUGCAGACAUCUUAUUGGAUACCAUGAAGGCAUCCUUUGCUGCCUAA